CCUCUCCGUUUUAGUUUUUGUCAAAUGACACACUAGUGCCUUUCUGAUAAUAUGCUACAAAAAAAUGUUUAGUGCACUCCAAGGAUUCUUUAUGCUUGGAUAUUUAAAGGCUGCCUUUGUCAUGAUGAUUGCAUCCACCCCGGCCAGCUAAAAGGCUAGUAUCUCUCUCCGGUGCAACUCAUUAAUCUCACCUGCUGGAACAAACACCUGCUUACUUAGCCUGUCUCCAUGCAAAACUUCAGUUGGCUGGAAUCCAACCUGUCUCACAUGCUCCUCUCAUCAUCACUUUCCUCUUUCCCUCACUUCCUCAGCUCUCCCAAAGAGUCCAAAUGUAAUUUUUCUUUGGCCAAGCUCAUGUUGCUGUACCAAGCUAGAAAUGGGACAUCCUUCAACUGGACAGAUAGCCAAAUAGUUGAGUGGGAGAAGUUUGCUGAGCUGGCUAAGUACGAACCAGAGUCACAGAAGCCCACUGUGAAGGCUCUUCUCAUUGUGGCCUACACAAUCAUCAUUGUUGUGUCUGUCUUUGGUAACUUGCUGGUGUGCCAUGUGGUGAUGAGGAAGAAGAGGAUGCACUCGGCCACCAGCCUCUUCAUUGCCAACUUGGCAGUGUCAGAUAUCAUGAUCACCCUGCUCAACACACCCUUCACCUUGGUUCGGUUUGUGAACAGCACGUGGGUCUUUGGGAAAACCAUGUGCCACGUCAGCCGCUUUGUGCAGUAUUGUUCUCUCCACGUCUCCACCCUGACUCUGACAGCUAUAGCCUUGGACCGGCAUCAGGUAAUCCUUAACCCACUCAAGCCAAGGAUGUCACUGACCAAAGGAGCACUGACCAUUUCUGGCAUUUGGGUGAUGGCAGCCUGCUUUUCCUUGCCCCAUGCAAUCUACCAAAAGCUUUUUGAGUAUCAUUAUAGGGAAACAACCGUUCGUAGCUUGUGCCUCCCUGAUUUUCCUGAGCCAGCUGAGCUGGUGUGGAAAUACAUGGACCUUUCCACUUUCCUUCUCCUAUACCUCUUGCCCCUCAUCAUCAUUUCCAUCACUUACACACGGCUGGCCAAGAAGCUCUGGUUGCGCAAUGCAGUUGGGGACAUCACCACAAAGCAGUACGUCAUCCAUCACAAGAACAAGAAGAGAAGCAUCAAAAUGCUCAUGCUGGUGGUGGUGGUUUUUGCUGUCUGUUGGUUCCCCCUCAAUUGUUACGUGCUGCUCAUCUCCAGCAUGGGCAUCAAAACAAAAAACUCCCUUUAUUUUGCUCUGCAUUGGUUUGCCAUGAGCAGUACUUGCUACAAUCCUUUCAUCUACUGCUGGCUGAACGAAGGCUUCCGUUCCGAGCUCAAGUCCUUGUUUGCCAUGUGUUGGAAGACACCACAGAAGCAAAGCAACCUCAUUCCAGGAGUGAUCUUGCCUUAUCGAGAAGCAUGGAUGGAACAAGCCAGAUACAAGCAAAGGUCUUCUUUACAGACCAUUCGCUCAACCACAAAUGUGCAGACAUUCAACACAGACUUGUGAGUUGGGCCAAGCAAGAUCUUCAAGAGGACAGCCGAUGUGGUGACCUCCAUAUGGUGGUGGUGUGUCCUGAAUAUCAGAGGGGAAAAUAUUCAUUUUGAUCCCAGAAGCCUUUGCACUUACGCUUAAGUAUCCUUAUUGUGACACCUUGUGCUUCUCUGAAACAUUUCAGACUCUUGCUAUUUAAACCUUAUUAUUGUUCCUUUAUCUCUCCUGGUGAAAUGGUGCAAGUACCGUGCAAAAGUUACAUGGAUUUAUUCUCAUUUUAACCUUGAUUAAAUAGCAUGGUUUUUAGAUGUUUUGCCUUUCACCCAACUUUCAGCGUUCUGUUAAGUCAAUUGCAGAGUCAAAACAAGAUUCAGACCUUAGGUUUGUAACACAUUCCAUAGCUUAGGCAGAAUGAUCUAUCACAGAUAAGGACCUGGAAGAAGGAGAGCUGAUCACCUAGCAAACUGUUUACUGAUUAUGAUGACCACUGGAGGUGUAUCUAUUAGGGCAAACGGAGCAGAGCCCUAGUUAAAAGGGGGAAAUACAUUUUUACCAAGAAUCCAGAAGCCACACUCUCUCUUGUCCCUGUUGCUGCCAGUUGUUCAGCCAGGCAAGGAGCCUUUGCUUUGUAAUAAAAACAUAUUUAAAACAAUUAAAACAGCUACUAACCAACCACUAAACGCCUACAUCUAUGCAUCUAAACAGAAACGUUUUAAGCAGGUGCCAGAAGCAGCACAGCGCAGUCCCUGAUGUCUAUAGGCAGGGAGUUCCAAAAAGCAGGUGCUGCCACACUGUAAGAACCAUUUCUUACAAGUGUGGAACGAGUAUCAUGUGGAACCUGCAACAGUGCCUGUUCCACAGAGCAAAGUGCUCCAGUGGGCGCACAUGGAGUAAGGUGGUUUGACUUGAGCAUAAGGUCAGUGUGUAGCUGCCGCCGGUAGUGGAAACUGGAAAUAACCACUCUCUGCAUUUAUUUAUUGAAUUUAUAUCCCACCCUUCUUCUUGAAGGGUGGCAAACAUAGCCAAACAAUUUAACAAAAGAAAAAAGAAAAAAAGCAUUCUAAAACACAGUUAAGAACAUUCCAAAACACUAUUGCAAUUAAAAACAUACUAAAGCACAGUUAAAACCAUUAUUUCAUCAGUGAGGUUGCCAGGAACAGUCCCCUUCAGCCAUCAAAUGCCUGGGUAAACAGGAACCUUUUCAAAUUCCUCUUAAACAGCCCUGUAGCCACCUUUCCUUGUUAGGUGGGGCAGUCACAUUUCUAGAUGGGACAUUUUGUGGGGGAGGUGCAUAGAGUCAUCCAAUCCCCCCUCACUAGUGGAAUGGAUGUGAAGGCCAGGUCAGGGGGAGGGAAGGGCGGUGACCUUCCCUGUCACGACUUCUCCAUUCAGAGAGUGUGUUAACUUACAUGAAUGAAGCUUAAUCUGUUUUUGUCUCAUCCUUUUUUGAGAGAUCCCCAGGAAUACUAGACUCAAAAGCUUGACUUUAUCUAUUGCUACAGUCCUCUUUCACCUGUGGUCUGUCCCUGUUUUCUGAUUUUUCAUGAACUUCACUACUUUGGUAAAGACAGUGAGCUUGGCUUUAAUUCUGCAUUAGGUGUGUCAAUUUUAGAUUCCACCCAAAAAACCAAACUUGUCCAUACUGCAAGUUUAGGGAAGGGCAGAGAAAAAAUAAAUACUAUAGGGUGUGUUUGUUAACUCCUCCUUGAGAGUCCUAAUCUUGGUCCUAGCCUUUAGAGUUUCCUUCCUUUUGGACAAUCACGGGAAAACCCUUUAACUGGCUGCUAUAUAAAAAAACUGACUAAGCAAUUGGAAACUAAUUGUGGAAAGCAACUGGAAUUUUUUUUCUGGUUGCUGGGUUGAUUUUUCUGUCUAGAAACCCUGAAAAGGCCUCAUGUUAAGCUGCACAUAUUGGGAAAAUCAAAAAUUAGGCCCAAGUUACAGCCUAGGUGGCCAGUCAGCCAGCCAGCCAGCUAACUGUAAUGUACACAGCAAUAUUUCUAUUCCGCCAGGACCUCAUCCUUUGCAUGAAGUACUCAAGAAAAGAGGAUUACUAGUGCUCUAAAAGAGUAAAGGGUAACUUAGGGUACCACUUUCCCCAGAUCAUGUUAAGUCAUCUCUUUAUUUCACCCUUUAGCAAUAAGCAUCUAAUCCUGCUGUACUCAUCAAAAUAAUUGCAGAAUAAACAAACUCUUACUUACUGCAGGCAAACAAACAUGCUUCUUUAUUGCUGGUUGGGUAGACUGAAAAUGAAAAGCAGAGCCCAGGAAAGUCCAAGGGAUGGAGUCUAAUUCUAGCCCAUAAUACAAAGUUUUAAUAUUUAACUCUUCAAGGGUCAUGUUUCUAUACAGACUUUUUUUGGGGGUGGGAUCCUUUCAAUAAUUAUAGGUGACUGUGAUCAUGAAAAAUCCACCCUCAGUCAGUGUGAGAGCAUGGGUGUUGCAGACCAUACAGGGGAAGUACUAACAAACCCAGUGCAACACUAUGUUUCACUUAGGUAUGCUUCUCAGAGGUUUGCCACAAUACUAAAUCAUUGAACCAAGAGGUCAGAAGGCACUUCUACAGACUUUCUUUGGAUGCUCACUUCUUUCAUUUUCUUGGUGCAAAUCAGUCAGCAGACUAAGACCAUAUUUGAAUUCUGAUGUUCCAGUCACAUGGUUUUCUUACAGGAAAAAGGUUGUGUUUGGGUAGGGUAGAUACCCACAUCAACUACAACAAAAUCAGUGUUUUUAUUUUGUGUUCACACAGGCAGGGCCGGCUCCAGGAAUGCCAGGGCCCUUGGGCAUCAGCCUGCCCGGGGCCCCUCCG
Molecule: messenger RNA, 4299 nt
Organism: Rhineura floridana
Lineage: Eukaryota; Metazoa; Chordata; Lepidosauria; Squamata; Rhineuridae
Product: G-protein coupled receptor 83-like
Exons: 5
Coding region: 229-1506 (425 amino acids)
Biological process (GO): neuropeptide signaling pathway
Cellular component (GO): membrane
Molecular function (GO): neuropeptide Y receptor activity
Source: RefSeq, a predicted model, not a curated record